This is a messenger RNA of Salvia miltiorrhiza (redroot sage), 1927 nucleotides long. RefSeq lists its product as uncharacterized. NCBI's taxonomy places the organism in Eukaryota, Viridiplantae, Streptophyta, Magnoliopsida, Lamiales, Lamiaceae. Gene Ontology annotation, biological process: translational initiation. Gene Ontology annotation, cellular component: eukaryotic translation initiation factor 2B complex. Gene Ontology annotation, molecular function: translation initiation factor activity; guanyl-nucleotide exchange factor activity. Bases 249 to 1496 code for a protein of 415 amino acids. The transcript is spliced from 10 exons. The record is from RefSeq and is a predicted model, not a curated record.
GAAAUGGAUGCUUUCGGGUUCCAAACUGGGCAAGGUGUACCCGACCCGACCCGACCGGUAAACCCUUUGAAAGUGAAACCUCAUACAUUGACAGCACCACCUUCUUCUUCAACACUCCCCCGCGGAGCUGAGCCCUCAUAUCCGUACGUAAAAUCGACGCAAGUCUUUGAUUCAAUUCCUUAAACCCCAAUUAUCCCCUAAUUCACAAACUACAUCAAUUUUUUUCUUUUAUCUUACCCGAUAGAAUCAUGCCGGACGUGCAUUCCUUCGUGAAUGAGUUCGUAAUCAAGCUCAACAAACGCCAAAUCGAGGGGUCGAAGACGACGGCGAAGCUGACGGCGGAAUUGCUCCGUUCCUUCAUAUCUCAACAGAGGCUGCCGCACAGUAACCAAGCUGGGGCUCUCAUUGACGCCGUCAAGGUGGUCGGGGAGAAACUCAUUGCUGCUAAACCUGUUGAGUUGGCUGUUGGGAAUGUUGUCCGCCGUGUUCUACAUAUCAUACGCGAAGAAGAUCUUUCUCUUACAAAUGCUGCUGUUGGUGGGUUGAGUUUGGCAUCUGAAAGCGAUGAUGAGGACGGCAACGAGGAAUAUGAUCAUCCAGUUCUUUCAGCUACAGCUGUAGCUGCUGCUGCAAGAAAUGCUUUAAGGCCACCUUCAUUGCAGACUCUACUUGAGGACAUACCUCAUUCAGCAGCUGUUCCUCAUACCUCUUCUUCUGGGGGCGACUCUGAAGGAAAAAGCAAAUCUGCUGAUAAAAAUUCAAUGACACGGAAACUGAAACACAAUGUCAUAGAGGCGGUUAAUGAACUGAUUCAAGAAAUUUCCACUUGCCAUGAACAGAUUGCUGAACAAGCAGUGGAACAUAUACAUCAUAAUGAGGUGAUUUUGACGCUUGGCAGUUCACAGACAGUAAAAGAGUUUCUACUUGCUGCAAAAGAAAAAAAGAGGUCAUUCCGUGUAUUUGUUGCCGAAGGUGCUCCAAGAUAUCAGGGGCAUGCUUUUGCAAAAGAACUGGCUGCCAGGGGUUUACAAACUACUGUUAUUACCGAUUCUGCGGUUUUUGCCAUGAUUUCCCGUGUCAAUAUGGUUAUAGUGGGAGCACAUGCAGUCAUGGCUAAUGGUGGUGUUAUAGCUCCUGUGGGGUUGAAUAUGGUUUCCCUAGCGGCUAAAAGGCAUGCCGUUCCUUUUGUUGUACUCGCUGGAGUUCAUAAGUUGUGCCCUCUAUACCCUCACAACCCAGAGGUCCUACUGAAUGAACUAAAGUCUCCAUCUGAGUUGCUGGACUUUGGAGAAUUCUCAGAUUGUUUGGAUUUUGGGAUUGGCAAUGGUUCAUCUCUUAUUCAUGUCGUGAAUCCUGCAUUUGAUUAUGUGCCACCGGAUCUUGUUAGCCUGUUUAUUACCGACACUGGUGGUCACAAUCCUUCAUAUAUAUACCGGCUCAUUGCUGAUUUUUACUCUCCCGACGAUUUAGUAGUGCGACGGAAAUCAGCUUCUUGAAGAUCACCUUUUGCUAACUAUGUUAUGAAACAUGUUGUGGAAUCUAAAACUUAGCAGAUCAGGGGAAGUAUCAAAUUCAAGCAAAGAUGGGAAAAGGGUUGAUCUUGUAGUAGAUUCUUUGACGGAAACAACUGAUUCAAUAGGGGAGGAGUAAAUACCCCUGAGAAUUAAUGGGUCAUGCUUUGCUGUGAUGAAGUGAGUCGCCGAAGACAGAGUGACACGUCGAAGUUUCGCAUAUGUAGGCUCAUUUCUUGAUGGUGUAGUAACACAAGGCGAGGAGCAAAACAUGCCUUCUUACUUGUCUCUGUAACUGAGUGAGUUUAUUUGCGUAUGAACAUCAACAUGCCUUUGCCUUUUUCUUCUUCUGUGAAAAUUUUGGGUGAUUUUGGUCUCCUAUUUUAACAAGAGUUGAAAGCUGAUUUGUUUAAAAA